This is a messenger RNA of Sugiyamaella lignohabitans, 1296 nucleotides long. RefSeq lists its product as uncharacterized. The record is from RefSeq and is a predicted model, not a curated record. Bases 1 to 1296 code for a protein of 431 amino acids. Lineage: Eukaryota; Fungi; Ascomycota; Dipodascomycetes; Dipodascales; Trichomonascaceae. The transcript has a single exon.
AUGGGAGGAUUAUCAAUUGAAGAUUUGGAAUUUUUUGAUAAGCGCAAUGUGUUGAAUAGUUCGAAAAAUGAUGGCUUUCACUUGACCCCUAAUGUAUUGGAGGGAGAUACAAAAGCGCCCAAUGAUGAUGACGAAGAUGAAGGGUUCGGAGAAUUCGUUGAAUAUGAUGAUGCCAUAAAGCCUCAAACCAAGCCAGAUUUCCAUAAGCCUGAGAUUCAAGAUAUAUAUCCAGAUGAUGUCAAUAUAUCUUCGAUGUUGAGUAUUAAUAAUUCAUAUCAGAACCAACCGUCAGUCCAGAAGCCACAUUUACAGCCUGACUUAUUGGGACUGUCUGAUUUUGUUCCAUCGCCAACUCAAACUGUUGAAAGUGAGGUCCAUAUCAGUAGCCCACCAAAACCUCAAGACCCUUCCAGUUGGGACACGCCUAAAACGAAAACGAAUUCGAUUUCAAUUGAGAAUGAGGCAACUCAACUUUCAGCGUUCUCGUCGUCAAUGCGAUUCGGCCAACAUUUAGAGAACAAGUCGGGAGUAACAAAAGUGACCGAACCAACUACUUUGGACCAGUGGAAUAACAUCUUGUCAGCUUUGCCAGGUCCGAGCGAGCCCUCAACUCAGCAAAAUAAAGAGUUGAGGCCGGAGGUGAAGGAUACCUCUUUGGCUCCUUCAAAUCCCUCGAAUAAAGUUGCAAUAUCGCGACCACUAGUGCCAGAAAAAGAACAGUUCCAGGAAGAAGAAAGCUUAGAAGUUUUCGAUGAUUUUGAUGAGUUUUCAAAAGCCUCCAACAUCCCUUCUCCAAAUGUAUUGCUUGCAUACUUCCAGACGAAUGUUUUUGCAUCUCUGAAUAAUUUUCUAAACGAUUUGAUUUCAAUCAGCUACUUGCAGAAAAAAAGAACGAUUGCUCGCCCAGAAAGCAAGCAAUUCCUUUCAGGAUUUUUUGAGGCUGUAGCAAUCGCUGGUCGUAUCAUGACCGGACGGUCACGAACAGCUAUCGAUGCAGCCCAGUUGGCUUUGGCUGAUAAAGAAAGCAGAGAGUUAGCUAGAAUUUGGAAAGAAGAGCUAAGUGUCAGGCUACGAUCGUUGCUCACAACUUCUAUGAUUUCUGAUAUUCCCAGUCUUGAUGCGCGCUUAACCGUGUCUUCAAAGUCAGUACCCGGCAAGGAGUACUGCCCAAUUUGUGGGCUAUCUAGGACAGAGCUUGUGAAGGGGUCUCCUAGACCAGAGUGGGAUCCAAAUGCCAAGGGACACAAAUCAUGCCUUGCAUUUUGGGAUAAACGGUCCACAUUUGGUAUAGAAUAG